Messenger RNA from Saccoglossus kowalevskii, 892 nucleotides. Its product is annotated as 26S proteasome non-ATPase regulatory subunit 4-like. Gene Ontology annotation, biological process: proteasome-mediated ubiquitin-dependent protein catabolic process. NCBI's taxonomy places the organism in Eukaryota, Metazoa, Hemichordata, Enteropneusta, Harrimaniidae. Gene Ontology annotation, cellular component: cytosol; proteasome regulatory particle, base subcomplex; nucleus. Gene Ontology annotation, molecular function: polyubiquitin modification-dependent protein binding. The record is from RefSeq and is a predicted model, not a curated record.
UUAGCUUUGAAACAUCGACAAGGAAGAAAUCACAGAAUGAGAAUAGUUAUAUUUGUUGGAAGCCCAAUUGAAGAAGAAGAUAAAGACCUGGUAAAACUUUCAAAGAAACUAAAGAAAGAGAAAGUCAAUGUGGAUGUUGUUAAUUUUGGUGAAGAUGCAUUGCGUAUAUCAAUGGAGGAACAAAGACAAAGACAAGAUGAAGAUACUCGUAAAGUUCCUGAGUCUGCUGAGCCCUCUACUGAAGAACAGAAACCAGUUAAGGCACCAGGUGAUAGUGAGGAAGCAUUAUUAGAACAAGCUAUUGCCAUGUCGAUGCAGCAACCACCAUCAGAGGUUGCAGAAAGUGUUCCAGAAACCCCAGCACCAGACUUUUCAUCGAUGUCAGAGGAAGAACAAAUUGCAUAUGCCAUGCAGAUGUCUUUACAACACCAAAUGAGUGAUAUGUCUGAUUUAGCCAAUCCAUUGAGUGCUGAUUCACCUAUGGAUACAUCAGAAGCAACUGAGCAACCAGAUCCCGAUGAUGACUACAGUGAAGUGAUGUCAGAUCCAGCGUUUUUACAAAGUGUUUUAGAAAAUCUUCCCGGUGUGGAUCCUUCUAGUGAAGCUAUUAGAAAUGCCAUGGGUACUUUAACGCAACAACAGAAAUCUGAAGAUAAGGAAAAGAAAAAAGAAGACAAAGAUAAGAAAUAACCAUCAACUGGCACAUUAAUUUACCAAAGUAUCAAUUUAGUGCAGUUGGAAUCAAAAAUAAAUAUUAGAACACUUGUUUGAUACAAUAUAGUGCAUUCAUAAUAGUGAUGUAAAAAUGCUUUAAUGAAGAUAGUUGAAUAAAUAGUGAUGUGGCUUUGUAAUGAAAUGUGUCUUUAUGUCAAUAAAUUUCUCGACAAAUCAA